Molecule: messenger RNA, 3581 nt
Organism: Hemicordylus capensis (graceful crag lizard)
Lineage: Eukaryota; Metazoa; Chordata; Lepidosauria; Squamata; Cordylidae
Gene: RBIS
Product: ribosomal biogenesis factor
Exons: 5
Coding region: 1-453 (150 amino acids)
Biological process (GO): ribosome biogenesis
Cellular component (GO): nucleolus
Source: RefSeq, a predicted model, not a curated record
AUGACGAAGGAGCGCUCGCGCAGAGGCGCAGACAGACGCACGUGGAGCCGAGCAGGAAGCAGCUGCUUCGAGCGCCAGGUUGUGAGUUUGGGAGCGUGGCUGUGCGUGGGAGGUUGGCCAAACUCCGCGUACGGAGAGGGGGAGAGAAAGGCAAUGGGCAAGAACAAGGCAAAAGGUCAAAAGCAGAAGAAUGUCUUUCAGGUGGCCAACAAAAAAAUCAUGAAGAUUAAACAUAAAGCAAAGCCAGUGACAACCAGUCUUAAAAAGAUCAACAUUGUGAAUGCUGAAAAAGUUAAUCUGGUGAAUAAGGUAUUUACAGAAGUACAGAAAGAAGUCCAGCAAUUGUCCAAAGCCCCUUCAUUAGAUUCUCCAAAGAACUGCCCGAUUCCAAAGCCCCUGGAAGGUGAACCAGCUAACGUGGAUGCUGCUGCCAACCUGCUAUCACAGUUGUAGUGCAACACAUAUGCCUACGUGCCAGCGUCGUAGCUCCUGGUACAAAGUGGGAGAAAGAAAGCUUACAGCACUGGAAGCCAGUUUGUUUCCACAAUCUCAUAAAAAUGAAAUCCAGAUUCUAUGAUGGAAUUGGGGAACACCACAAGAUGAGGCAAGCUUAAUGCAACAGAGGAAGUGUUCUAAGAAAUGAUGACCAAGACUGGGCAGUAUCCACACCUUUUGCAAAGCAGUGCUCCAUCUGCAGAACCAGGAACCCCUUCCACAAGCACUGUGAAGAGGUCUUUGGUGAGCCCAAAGCACCUUCUGUUCACUUAAGAAGUUUCCUCUGACAGGGCACUAGUCUGACUCCAUCUGUAUUGUAGCUGUGCCCAUUAAAGGACCAAACCUGUUCUCCAUCCUGAAAAAUAAUAUCUGGACUGCAAUCCUAUGCACACUUACUAGGAAGAAAGCCCACUGAACAUAGUGAAACUGACUUCUGAGUAAACAUGCACAGGAUUGGGCUGCAGCAUGUUGUAUUGUGUGUACUAGAAAGGUAGAAGCAGGUAUACUGAAUGAAGCCACAGUGAAUGAAUUUUAUAUCGGGUAAUCCACAAUGUAAAAACAGUUAUAUUCUUGGUUGCUUUGUUAAAACAAAUGCAAGGAGAUACGCAUUUAGCAAAUAAAAUAGUUUGAGAGUGCUGUUCUGUAAGAUCAACUUUGAUUCCCUUGAUCAGGAUUCCACUCAAUAGGCAUGAGAAGGAACAUAAAUAGAACCUUUAUCUUCAGCAUUUAUAUCCUACCUUUCUAACACACACACACAGCAAACAAAUAUUUAACACAAUACAUUAAGAGAUUACAAAUCAGCAGCAGUCAGAGAUCAAGUUAACAUAACGAUGCCUAAAGAAGUCUGCUGGGAAAUAUUUCGGAUGUUUAUCAAAAGGCAAGCAGUGAAGGGCCAGGCAAUCUGCUUUUGGCAGGACACUCCAUUGAUUACCUUCUGCUUCUUAAUCAUAACUGAAUUAUUAUAAGACCAAAUAAUUACAAGAGCCUUAUUCAGAUGGGAGCAUCAUGCUUGUGAAUAUGAAAGUGAAGCUUUGGGCUGGAAAUCAUACUACAGCAUCGUUUCUUGGUGGUGGCACUAUAUACUGGGUUUUAAAUGUUUUUAAUCUUUUAAAUGAUUUUAAUUGUUAAUUGAUUUAAUGUUUUGAAUGAUUUUAAUUGUAAACCGCCCAGAGAUGCAAGUUUUGGGUGGUAUAGAAAUAUUUUAAAUAAAUAAAUAUAAUCUAGGGUGGCUUAUUUUAGGGUGCAGAUCUUCCAGAUCCAUGUGAAUGUACAUACUGGUUGGGGAGAGUCAUUUCCGAUAGCAGCUUCCACUAAAGAGAUAGCUUUGAGCCAGACUUGAUGAUAGCACAUAUCUUAAGGGAGAGUCUUUUAGUGGCAGCAGUAUAUGAUUUGGCAGAGUUUGGCAGAGAUUGUGUGUUGAUUUAGGAGCACCAUAUUGCACAAAAACAAAGCUCUGGAUCAGACACUGUACUACGGCAUCUCAUUGUGGACAUACACUCCUGCCAUUAGGAGACUGGCUGAGGUAGCUCAAAGCUUGUUUCAGGAUGCGUAGGUGUGCAAGCUUCAGUUCCUUAUUCAGGUUGCUUAAUGCAGCUGGAGUGAAUAAGAAAAUGGAAACCCGAAACCAACUUCAGUGGCCAAACAUCCUAACAAAGCGCUGGUGCUGGGUGAGAUGAAGUUCUAGACUUCUGCAGCACAGGGGUGUGUGUGCGCACAUGCACACCUCCUGGAAGUUGUCUUGUCACCAGAAAAUAUGUCCCUGAGGAUUGUGCAAUCCUCAGGGACAUAUUUUCCAUUGAGACUGCACUUCUGGGGCAAGGGUGUCAAAAUUCACCCCCUUCCCCACUACUGAUUCAAUAUCUGAAGGGGUGGCGGAGAAGAAGAGUCUAUGCCCAGAGAGUGUGAAACCAAUACUUAAAUUUGGAUGCUAUAGGUGGUUGCUUGUAUUGCAUUAGGGGUACUUUUAGUUGGCUAAUCUGUUUUCUGCUUCCAUUCUUUACUAAAUUAGAAUACAAUCCUGCACCUAUGUAAAUAAAUGUAUAUCUUAUUGCUUCUGAAUAGUAUUACAUGCUGUUAUUUGUACAGCAGGUAGUUCCAGCAUCAAGUCAUAGUAAUACUACAGCAACCACCAUUGUAAGACGGGACACACACACACACAGUUUGGCAGAUCUUAAGGGAGAUGGGGCCACAGUAUAUACAAAAGCAGUUUGGACUCUACUGGGUCUUGGUUAAAACUGUGGUGAUGUGUGAAAAGCUUGCACGAGAUUUCCGUGUCUACCACUCCCUUGUUUGUUGUUUCCCAAGAGUCUUACACAAAAGUAAAUAAAAUAGCUAUUUCCAACAUAUGACCCUCACACAAUUCCUUCACCUUCAGUCCUUUCUAGCUGGCAUCCCCCCACUGUUCCCUCUAAGAGAGAUUCUCAGAUGUUGACCACAACUCCCAGAAUCCCCAGCUGAAAUGGCUUUUGAUUGGAGAUUGUGGGAGUUGUAGUCAACCACAUCUGGGAAUCUCUCUUGGAAGGAACACUGGUCCCCCACCCCCCAGUAUUGUUUUCAAUGAAUGUCGGUGGGGGGGUGGGGAGGAUGUUACUUUUUCUCUGAGAUUAGGAAAGCAUAGAAUAGAAAUGGCAAGAAACGCCCACCUCCUAAUCAACCAGGAAAAGCAUGAAAUCUUGCCAAUUGAAUUACCAUCCAAAGCAGUAACGAAGGAAUGGAUGGCUGGAAAGGAUUCUGGGGUUGCUAUUAGACUGCUACUUGUCUGUAAUUGUAACAUGUGAACCCAAGAUAGUACACAUCUUCAAAACAACAGAAAUAUGAGAAGCUUACCAUCAGAGGACAUCAAUUCAUCAAUGAUAUCACUGUUAAUUAUGCCUAAGAACACAAAAACACUUGUGACUAUUUGCCUAAGUAAUUACAUUGUCAGCUACCAACUGGAACAGCGUUACAAGGCUCUCAUUCUUCUAACUAGCACUGGCAGUUUGUCAAGUAAACAGGUAACCUAGUUAAAGUUAUUUACAUUAUUUGUAAUGGUAUCCUGGGCUUCCAACAUGUCAUGAAAGUGAAUAAAUACCACAGUGAAACAAAAA